UCGAGAUGUCCUGCCUGUGUCCUCUUGGGGAAAGUUCGUUUUAAGAGAGAUUUUCAGUUUCCCUGGUAAGGCAGGUCACUUGUCCCAAUCAGGUACGAUUCUGCCCUCCGCACCCCCUGGGGUCCCCUCAUUGUAAAACGGCAGAUGGCCUAGCCCAGAGGAGACGCUGAGAGAGAAAGGAGGGCCGCGCACGCAUGCGCAGAGGUGCAGCGUGGGGGCGGGAGUGGUCGACCCCUUCCCCGCGCCCGUGAAGAUUGUUCCUAGGAAGAACUCUGGGUACAAUAAUGAAUGCAAUGUGCGGGAUGAUGGCUCAAAUCUUAAGAUCUCAUCUGAUAAAUGCCUCAGUGAUCCCUAGUCGAGUGAAAAUGCUUCCAUAUCUUGGCAUCAUUAGAAAUAGAAUGAUGUUGACCUAUAAAUCCAAAAAGGAGAUCAAAGAAUAUUAUAGGCUGCUGAAUCUGAAUGAAGGAUGCUCUGCAGAUGAUGUCAGGGAGUCUUUUCGUAAGUUGGCCAAGCAAUACCAUCCAGACAGUGGCUCUAAUAACGCUGAUUCUGCAACAUUUAUAAGGAUCGAAGAAGCUUAUAGAAGGGUGCUUUCCUCCGUGAUAGAACAAACAAAUGCCAGACAGAGUAAAGUUGAAGCAGAAGAAGAAGAAGAAAAGUUCAAAUAUAAAACACCCCAACACCGGCAUUAUUUAAGUUUUGAAGGUAUUGGUUUUGGGACUCCAAGUCAACGAGAGAAGCAAUAUAGGCAAUUUAGGGCAGACCGUGCAACAGAGCAAGUGAUGGAAUAUCAAAAGCAGAAACUACACAGCCAGUAUUUCACUGAUAGUCUAACUGUUAAAGAUGUAAAACAGAGCAAAGAACAAAAGAUAACUCAAGCAAUAGAGCGUUUAGUGGAGGACCUCAUUCAGGAAUCAAUGGCAAAAGGAGACUUUGACAAUCUCAGUGGGAAAGGAAAACCUCUAAAAAAGUUUUCUGGCUGUUCAUAUAUUGAUCCCAUGACUCACAACCUGAACAGAAUAUUGAUAGAUAAUGGAUACCAACCAGAAUGGAUUCUAAUGCAAAAGGAAAUAAAGGAUACUAUUGAGCAACUCAGAGAGGCAAUUUUAGUGUCUAGGAAAAAACUUGGGAAUCCAAUGACACCAACUGAACAGAAACAGUGGAAACAAGUUUGUGAGCAGUUUCAGGAAAACAUCAGAAAACUAAACAAGCGAAUUAAUGAUUUUAAUUUAAUUGUUCCCAUCCUGACCAGGCAAAAAGUCCAUUUUGAUGCACAGAAAGAAAUUAUCAGAGCCCAGAAAAUAUAUGAAACUCUUAUAGAAACAAAAGAAGUCACAGAUAAAAACCCAAAUAACAUUGAUCAAGGUGAAGGAGAGGAAACACCUGGAGUCAAGACAGGUUUUUUUAACUGGAUGAAUCUGUGGAAGUUUAUUAAAAUAUGACCAUUUUGGUGUUCUGUAUCACAGUGCUGCCCCAAAUCCUUUUCAGUGGAACUGUCAUCAAACAUAGAGACAGAGAUUUAGUGCUAUUCCAUCAGAAUUUGAGAACUGUGAGUCUUUGUUUUUUUACAAAAUUAAUCACAUCCCUGCAUGUGUAACUGAGGAAGCUUUAAGAAACAGAGAAAUUUUCAGUCAGCUUUGCCCUGAGGUUAUAGCAAGAAAAUAAGAGGACUUCUAAAGAAAACAUUCCAUUUCAGAGUUUAAAUGUCAGUCAUCAGGUGAAAUGAGCUAGAACUAGGACUCAGAUGUGGGAAUCGUAUAGGGUAUUCUACAAGUCUUAGCACAGUUUUAAGCUCUAAGAAGUUAAAAGCAAUUGCUGUUUGCUAUUUUCAAGCACAGGUACUUAAGUAGCAAUAGCAAAACCUGAAAAUGUGUUGUCAAAAGUCACAAAACUGAAGAAGUAUAAUGAAGUUUAACAGACUAAACCUCCGAAUGAUCUAUGUUUUUUGAAAGUUUGCCGCAUUUGCACACCUGAACUUACUAAAGCUCAAAACUAGUCUAAGACUUUUGGGACACCCUCUAUGGGUGGGAAAAUGUUGAGAUCAGUAAAUUAGCCUAAUGGAGUUACUGCACUCUCCUUAUAAUAGCCUCUCUGUGGAUACUGAAUGAUAAAACCAAACAUCUAGGUUGUCCUUUUUCCUGUCUUCAUGAUCCAUUGGCUGCAGACGUCAAUCAGUCAAGCUAGUUGAUAAGCAAUUGUAGAAAUGACUUCAGUGUGCACUUUUAAAGAGUUUGAAUGUGUUUUCUGACCUUUCGGAGGUGAUAAAAAUCCUUGGGCACAAUGGAAAUGUAAGGUUUUACGUGUAGCUUCAUCUCUAAUCAGAGAUUAAAAUGUUAGGUUUCCAUAAGUCUAUGUCAAGCCUCCCUAUGUCUUAUAUCAGACUCUCUAGAGACUUUUCAAACCCUUGACCUUGGUGUUAUAACACUGAGCUCUAACCAACUGAGCUAAAUGGACAGCCUCCCAGAAGUUUUUCAGUAAGUAAUAGGAAAAUCCUAACUUACUGUAGGGACCUAAACCCAAUUUCCUGUCUUAGGGACCCUUUAAUAAAAAAAGACAAAAUGUCUGAGUUUUGUGCAUUUGCAUGUUUGGCAAACAAUAAGAGGUUGACUUUUUUUUUUUUUUGACUGAUAAGGGGAUCGCAACCCUUGGCACAGUGUUGUCUGCACCACGCUCAGCCAGUGAGCGCACCGGCCAUCCCCAUAUAGGAUCCGAACCUGCGGCCUCGGUACUACCAGCGCCACACUCUCCCGAGUGAGCCGUGGGGCCGGCCCUAAGAGGUUGACUUUCAUGAGAUUAUUGUGUCCCAUCCACUUCAGAAAAUUGGACUUUUUUAGGUUUGGAAAAUUGCUUUUGCCAUAGAAUUGGGCAACUAGAAAGAUGGGGAGGGUAGUCAAAGGAGCCAGUGUGUUUCCUUCUUUAAACCAGAGCACUGUGUUGUAGAUGGUGUUAAACCGUGCUGCUCGCCACUUUGAUUUUGGAAGACCAAGUUAUUUUGUAAAGGGUGUGAUGGUUAAAACAACCACUAAACUAUGUCUUGAAAAGGAAAUUUGGCGGAGGCCGGCCUGUGGCUCACUCGGUAGAGUGCGGUGCUGAUAACACCAAGGCCACGGGUUCGGAUCCUAUAUAGGGAUGGCCGGUGGUUUGCUCACUGGCUGAGCGUGGUGCUGAAAAGGAAAUUUGGGGCCUUUCUGCUUAGAUGACAGGGCAUUAAUUGGCUUAAUGCAUGAUUAUUUUAUUGAGUGAGUUAUCAUUUGGCUUCUACAGUGAUAGUAUUUAUUAUAAACAAUUGUGUGGAGCUGCAAUAUAGACUUAUAAUAAAAGCUAUAGUUCUAAAAACAUUUUAGAAGGCUGUAAUUCUGUGAAUCUUGUUAAAAUGGGAAUUGUUUUUUAAUAGAAAUGUAUUGAUUAUUCAUAUUUGUGGGGUACAGAGUUACAUUUCAGUACAUGUAUACAACGUGUGAUGAUCAAAUCAGGGUAAUUAGCAUAUUCAUAAUCACAAAACAAUGUAAGAAGGCUAAAUGCAAUGCAGCAACAUAUAUGAAUGAAACCAUUUUCAAUAUUAAACAAUGAGAAGGUAAAAUUAUCAGAAAACUCCACUAAAUUUUAGUUUAAGCA
Messenger RNA from Cynocephalus volans (Philippine flying lemur), 3615 nucleotides. It is a transcript of the gene DNAJC28, whose product is annotated as DnaJ heat shock protein family (Hsp40) member C28. The coding region runs from base 285 to 1442 and encodes 385 amino acids. Lineage: Eukaryota; Metazoa; Chordata; Mammalia; Dermoptera; Cynocephalidae. The transcript has 2 exons. The record is from RefSeq and is a predicted model, not a curated record.